CGCGGGCCCGGCUCGGCCCGGGUGAGCGCGGCGGGCGGAGGAGGUUUCGUGCGGGAGGGCCUCGGGCAGGGCCGGCGUGUGGCGCAGCGCGGAUUGCGGCGUUGAUGUGCGCUUUGCCCCCCGCAGCAGGAAAUGGCAGCGCUAGGCAGAUCCUUCCAGGGCAUCCCGGCGGGCCCGGCCGUGGAGCUCCCCACAGCGCCGGCCGCUGCCCCGGAGCCCUUAGCCGGCGGCCACGGCCGUCUGCAGCCACCCGGCAUGGUCAUGGCAGGGAUCGGAAACGACGGCGUGGACGGACCCUCCGGCCUCUGUCUGCAGAGCAGCUUCGACCUGGCCUCGCUGGCCGCGCUCGGCAGCCACAGCCAGGGGCUGACGGUGGCCCCGGUGAGCUCCUUCACCAGGAGCCGCAGCCAUGUCUCUGUGCGAUGUGGAAGGAAGCAUAAGCUAGAAGAAGAGGCAGAAGGCUGUCCUGUGCGGAAGAAGAGACUGACAGGAACCAAAAAUUGCCCUUUGAAUCCCAACACUGAAGAAUGGAUUCUUUGUGCAGGUCAGCAGGCAGCUGGGGAGGUAGCAAGUCAGUAUGGUGGCAGCGGUCCUGAAACUGCCAUGUUAGAAAUUCCCUGUGAAGAAAUGGAUCAGACAAUGGGGGAACAGCAAUGCGAGGUUGCUCGCAGGAAACUUCAGGAAAUUGAGGACAGGAUAAUUGAUGAAGAUGAGGAAGUUCAUGCUGAUGGAAAUGUUAGCAAUCUGCCCACUCUUAUCCUGUCAGAUACCCUUAAGAAAGGGAUGAAGAGGGAUUUUGGUGAAGUCCUGACAAAGAAAAUAAUAGAAUCUAUGAGCCGUCCUUCUAUGGAACUCGUGCUUUGGAAACCUCUUCCUGAAUUUAUGACAGAUAAACUGAAGUCUGUUUCUGUUAAGAACUUCAAGCAGCAGAGUACAGAAGUAUGUCAAGCUAAGCAGCCAAUACCAAGAGCUCCUUUUGACCCACAGACUGAAACGUUCCCUGGAUCACAACAGACUGCCAUGUCUCCAGAUCCAUAUGCUAGUUUGGGAAUAUCUGGGUGUGCAGAAGAAGAAAUGGAGUUGUAGAUGCCAGACUUUAGACUGGAAGUGGUGAGCUUCUGAUGCCUAUUGUUGAGGUUUUUUGAUUAUUUUUUUCUGGUUUGAUGUGUGAAUCUGAAGUUAUAUUAUUUGUUUUUUUGUUUUCUUACUAACAAUCAUAAGCACACCACAAUCAUAGGGUGGCCAGGAAACACCCUAAGAUUUCUGUGUUCCAAUCUGUUAAAUAUUCUUAUUUUUACUGAAAAGGUAAUUCAGAGGCCUUUGGAACAGGGAAGUAGCUUUCCAUCUUGCUUAUUGGUGAAAUAUCCUCUUAAUUGCCCUUGGUAAAGCAUAAAAUCCAAAUAUUGAAUGUAACUGUGGCUUAAGCCACACCUUUGUCUUACUGAGCCAUUGAAACUGGUGCACAUACUAUUCUUGGCCAUUUGGUUUAAUUUGAAUUACAAAAUGUAAAGGAAGAAACAUCUUCAAAUCUAGUCAUGGGUGGAAAAGCAGUCCCUCUGGUAAUACAGCUUUUCACACCAUCUUAUUUGUUUGGACUUUAUGUAAACUCAGAUGUAGAAAUUACACAGUCCACGGGGUGCUAAGGAAGGAAUAUUACAGCUGAGCUUAAGUCUUUUGCUUUGUAGAAAGUAAAGCCAGCACUUGUAACUUGCAGGAUACCUGCUGACUUCAGUCAUCUUUGGUUCAUUGGCUUCUAAAUUUUAUUUGUGGGUUUUUGAUGUUCCCUUCCCCAAAGUGGUUCUC
Melozone crissalis (California towhee) is the source of this 1803-nucleotide messenger RNA. RefSeq names its product coiled-coil domain containing 117 (gene CCDC117). The coding region runs from base 133 to 1086 and encodes 317 amino acids. The record is from RefSeq and is a predicted model, not a curated record. NCBI's taxonomy places the organism in Eukaryota, Metazoa, Chordata, Aves, Passeriformes, Passerellidae. The transcript is spliced from 5 exons.